This is a messenger RNA of Phaedon cochleariae (mustard beetle), 2678 nucleotides long. The record is from the annotation of a GenBank genome assembly. Lineage: Eukaryota; Metazoa; Arthropoda; Insecta; Coleoptera; Chrysomelidae.
CUUGAUCUUAACCUCAGAUAUUUUUCGAAAAUUUGAAUCUGCAUUUAAUAUUUAGAUUUAAAGAAUAUUGCGAUUUUUAUGAGAUUAGAUAUCAAUUUCAUCAGCAAUGGAUUAUAAUAUUGAAAAUAUGCCCAUUCACAUAGAAGGAAUGGAACUAGGAAUGGAAUCUUCCCCAGCCCCAGGUCCUAGUUCAGUUAACACUGAUGAGAGUCGGACUCAAAUAAAACAAGAAGUUUCAGAGGACGAAUUAUCUGAUGAUGACGACCACGAUGAUAGUGAGGAAAAUGAAAAAGAAGGUAUAAUUCGAAAAGAUCUUACUAAACUGUCUCCACACUUGAAGGGUCUCAUGGGUGAAGCAAAUCUUCGAUAUGCCAGGGGAGAUCUAGAAACGGCGAAAAAGAUGUGUUUUGAGGUGAUAAGGCAAGCCCCAGAUGCAUAUGAAUCAUAUUUGACUCUAGCACAAAUGUAUGAAAGUACAAAUUCAAGAAAGCAUAAGGCUUAUCUGAUGUUGGCAAGUCACUUGGCACCUGGAAAUGAGGCAAUUGCCUGCAGCCUUGCAGAACUAUUUACUCAAGAUGGUGAUGUUGAUGAAGCUAUCAAAUGUUAUAGUAGAAUAUUGCUCAAAAAACCAAGAAACUUGGAAAUACAUAUGAAACGAAUGCAGCUGUUGGAACAAAAAGGAAGAACAAAAACUCUACUGAAAGCCAAACAAACAAUGCUAAAAAGAAUAUCAAGAAAUAAUCAUCAGCAAAUGGUUCAGUUAGCUAUGGAAAUAGCUGCAGAGUAUUUCGAAUUGAAGAACUACGCUAAAGCAGUCGAGGCAUUGCAAAUUCCACUAAGAAGGAUACCUAAAAAAAUCACUAGAGAUGUCAUCAAUAUGAUGCUAGAACUCCUUCUGAUCAGCGAAAGACUUGUAGAGUGUCUCGAUAUUUUCACUCAAUAUUGUGGAUUCACCUUCGAUCUUACUCUAAAUGAAAAUAACGCUAUUUAUUUGAACACUUACACUCUACCUGAAAACGUUGAAAUCGAUUUGAAAAUGAAGUUCGUUUCAUGCUUAGUCAGACUUAGAGCAGAACAUCUCUUCCCUGAUUUGAUUAACAGUGUUCUAGUCUUAGAUAACGUCGAAACAAUUGGUGAUCUUUAUUUGGACGUAGUAGAUUCUCUGAUACAAAGUAAUUACCCUAAGGAAGCACUGAAAUUGCUGGUUCCCUUGGUGAAAAGCCAGAAUUUCUCUUUAGCCGGGGUGUGGUUGAAAUAUGCUGAAGUUCUUACUACUUGUGAAAUGCUUGAGCAAGCUACAGAGGCUUAUUUCACUGUUAUGGCUUUAGCUCCUUCGCACGUAGAGAUCCUUUAUCCCUUAGCCAUGCUUCUGCUAAAACAGAACAAGAAGUCCGAAGCUCUAGAAGUUCUCUCACAAGAGCUGAUCGGAAACAGACUAGAUGUCGCUGUGUUAGUAGAAAAAAUGAAGUUGUUGAAAACCAUCGAGGAUUGGGACGCUUACUUUCAAAGCGCCGAGUUGCUUUUGUCCAGGCAUUGUAUCAUCGUCAAAUAUCCGGAAGAGCUCCAUAUCAAUUUAACAAGGGACACUUAUAAGGAGAAGGCUGUGCGGCUGAAGAAGAUGAGACAUUUGAGGAAUCAGGAUACUGAAAUUGAAACGAAUUUUGAGACUAUCAGAGAACCGAGUCUAGAAGAGGAAUAUGAAGUCUAUAAAGAUAUACUUCAAACUGCGAUGGACAGAAGGGAGUUUGGUGUGUUGCAGAAGUUCACAUUCAUGGGACUGUGCUCGAAGAGAUUUGGAAAAUAUUUCAAUGAAAUUUACCAAAUGGCAUUCUUCAGUUGCCUACUCAACUGGGACAUUUUCUAUGGUUACACCAUCAUAAGAGACCUCAUAGUGAGGAACACCAACAACAACCUCUACUGGAACUGGUUCGGAAUCAUGACAUCCACGGCAGAUGAUUUACGGCACAUCAGGUUCAUGGAUAGAUCGUCUUAUCAUCACCCGGAAAUAACAGUAAAUCGACGAUUGAUCACAGCCAAUCACAACGCGGCCAUGGGCAACUUCAUACCGUCCAUCAACUUCUUCUUGAAGGAGUUCAAGAGAACCAACUCCGCUUAUUCGGCUUUUAUGUUGAGCGUUGUCAUUUUGAGUUAUUACUUUCAGAGGAGCACUAGAUGCAAGAAAAAGGUGUUGGCCGAGACUAUCACUUAUUUGUUUUUGAAUUAUACGAAGCUGAGGACGAGAUUCGCGGAUCAGGAGUGUUUUUAUAAUUUGGGGCGGAUGUAUCAUCAGUUAGGUGUGUCAUAUUUGGCGGAGUAUUAUUAUAAAAAAGUGUUUGCUGUUCAGAACUCUUAUUUGGAUAUGUAUCCGGAGAUAUUGUGUUUGAAGAGGGAGGCUGCCUAUAAUUUGCAUUGUAUUUAUAAGAAAAAUGGGAAUUUCACGGCAGCAAGAAAUAUCUUAUUCGAACAUAUUAUCAUUUAGAAGUACAAAAUCAUCAACAAUGAGUGGGAGCCUCAUGACAUCAGAUUACUAUAGGCAACCAAGAAUACAUUCUUCUUCUUAGCGUGUAUGCUGUGUGCAUUGCAAUAAACUCAAUAUAAACACCUGGAAGGGAGACGGUCGUUCUCUCGAAUAGCACAAAGUGUGUCAGGGACAGCUGCAACAAAGAUAGCUAGUGUUA